GCGACGGUCCAUCUCCUAUCCAGACCAUGACGUUCAAUUUCUGGGACGAACGAUCAGCAAAUGCAAGUAACCUCUGGCUCAACUUCUUGAUCAGCGAUCGAGCAAUCCCAGCAAAGGGAGGCAUGUUCAAUAGGAAUCAUGUCAAGGAAGUGACUCUCAGGGGUUGUGAGGUGGGAGAUGCAUCAACCGAUUUCUGACGCCAUAUUGAGAUCCUUCGAGCAAAUUUCUCCAAACCCCAGAAUUUUCUACGAUUUACAAAGCUGGGGCGGAGGUCCAGCCUGGAGCUUGACUAAUUCCUCCUUGCUUUACAGCUUGAAAGCAGAUAUCGAAUGGGCAGAUGAAGCGAAUUACGAAGCGGUGGAUUUCGUGUUCGCUGCUCUGGCGAAUGCGACGGGGUUGAGGGAGUUGGAUUUGUAUCUUCAUCAUGAGGGGUGUGUUGUUGGUCGGGAUACGCCGCAAGCUUUCCCUUUUGCUGGGUAUCCUGAUGUGCGGUUUCAGCCGUUGGAGGUUCUGAGGUUGGAUGGGUAUAAGCUUGAUGAGAGUGAGGAUGGAGGGUGGGAAUGGAAACAGAGGGGGAGGGCGCCUUGGAAGGCGCCGAGUUGGUCGGAUUGGUUUCGUGAGAAGUGGUUUGAAUGGUCUCGGAAGAAGUGGUUCGGCGAGGUUGGAGAAAAUGAGGCGACAGAGUCGAACAAUAGACGAACGAAUCUGGAAGCUUGGUUGGAGGUCAUGGAUUGGAGUCAUCUGCAUACGUUGCAUUUGGCCUGGCCAUCGAAGGCUACUCUGAAUCACCUCCAAGGUCAAACUCUUCCUGCGCUGACGAACUUGUCACUAGCAAUCAGCGACUAUUUUGGGGAUGCAAAAGCACAGGAUAUCAUCCCGUUCUUGACGAACACCGCACAGCCUCUUCGUGGAGUGAUCAUCAAGUCCUCGCAAACUGAACUUGGUGAUCCUAUUCUCGAAACUUUCAUCGCGGCGCCGAAUCUGACGCAAGAGCUGCGCCAAUUUUCUUACCGUCAUGGCCCAGAACUUGAAGACAAAUCAUUUCUCAGCCAAGACCUAAUCUCAAAAUUCCUCCAUUCAACACCCAGCCUCGAGAGUCUGGACAUCGAACUUCCUCGAGAUGUGAAUACCUCAACGGACACAGGACUUUUCAGCAAUCUGAUAAACUCUCCUUCCUUGAAGAAAACCACCCUCCGUUUCCCGUCCCCGGAUCUGGACUACCAAACCAUGCGAUGGGAUGAUUCCGGGAGUCAACUUUCCAUGCAAUAUCAUGAAAUGAGGCGCAACUACUACACAUCGAACGGGACGGAUGAUGAAGCAGAUCCACUGUUUAACGAAGACACGGCACUUGCGAUGUUUAAGAAAAUGAGGGCUAGGAAGCGAGGAGCUGAGUUGAAGGAGUUGGAGUUGUAUGUUGGGGAUUGGGAGGAUAGGGAUUUUCGUGGGAUGAUGGGACGGGUUAUGGUAAGGGUGGCGUAUUGGGGGUGUUUUGUGGUAGAUGGGGCGGAGAGGUGUGAAGGAGGGCAGAUGAGGUUGCUUGAGUGAGGAGGGAGAGGCGAUUCUUGGUAGGUUUGCUGAGGGUGUGGGUUCUUAUGGCUGGGGUAUUGGCCAGCGAGGAGGACUUUUCUUUUCGAGCGAGUCAGAGAACUUCAACUUAAUUGUU
Mollisia scopiformis is the source of this 1663-nucleotide messenger RNA. RefSeq lists its product as uncharacterized. The coding region runs from base 178 to 1545 and encodes 455 amino acids. The transcript has 3 exons. Lineage: Eukaryota; Fungi; Ascomycota; Leotiomycetes; Helotiales; Mollisiaceae. The record is from RefSeq and is a predicted model, not a curated record.